Triplophysa dalaica is the source of this 1520-nucleotide messenger RNA. RefSeq names its product dehydrogenase/reductase (SDR family) member 13b.1 (gene dhrs13b.1). The transcript has 5 exons. The coding region runs from base 253 to 1209 and encodes 318 amino acids. Lineage: Eukaryota; Metazoa; Chordata; Actinopteri; Cypriniformes; Nemacheilidae. The record is from RefSeq and is a predicted model, not a curated record.
GUUUCGAAAACGUGAAGAUUUACAUAAGUUUAAAACCAGACUUGAAGUGAAUUUAUUUAGUGAAAUAAAUUUGAACUUUAUUCAAACACAUUUAACACCGUUGCUCCUACCAAAGCAUCUUGUUCAUCCGGUUGAAACAAACAUUACACAACGUGUAUUUGAAUGGCAAAUGGUCUCGUAUUAAGCAUCGUACUUUAACGACUGGUGGUGGUACUUCCGCAUGUCUAGCCUGUGGUAAGUUUUACAGGAAUAAUGAAUGAGCUUCUGUUGAUCGCCGGUAUUUUUAUCGCCGUGCUGAUAUUUUUUCGUCAACUUGUACGUGGGGCACAAUGCAAAAGCAAGACUAAACUGCAUGGUAAAACGGUCAUCGUAACAGGCAGUAAUACAGGCAUAGGUAAAGCGACGGCUGUGGAGUUAGCAAUGAGAGGAGCGAGAGUCAUUCUGGCAUGUCGGAACCAAGUGCUCGGCGAGGCGGCUGUUGCGGUUGUAAAACGAGAAAGCGGGAGUAAAAAUGUGGUUUUCAUGAAGCUGGAUCUAGCCAGUCUGAAAUCCGUGCGCUCCUUUGCACAAACUUUCCUUAAGACGGAGGAAAGACUGGAUAUUCUCAUCAACAACGCAGGGGUCUAUGCGCAGGGCACCACAGAGGAUGGUCUUGGUCUUAUGUUUGGUGUCAAUCACAUCGGUCACUUCCUCCUGACUAACUUGCUGCUGGAAAGAAUGAAAGAAUGUGCACCAAGCCGUAUUGUCACCGUGUCUUCGUAUUUACACAACUUGGGUACCAUUGACUUCGACUGUCUUCGCACACACAAGGAGUUUGGAGUGGGCGAUAGUUUCAUCGAUGUCUUUAAGAUCUAUUCCCACAGCAAGCUGUGCAACGUCCUGUUUACACACGAGCUUGCAAAGAAGCUGCAGGGAACCAAUGUGACCUGUUACAGCCUUCAUCCAGGUGCUGUAGAUUCUGAUCUGGGUCGUUACACGAAUAAAAAGAUUAGGAGGUUUAUAUACAGGCCCAUUGCAGCCAUGUUCUUCAAGGACAUAGAAGCUGGUGCCCAGACAACUCUACACUGUGCCCUGCAAGAGGGCAUCGAAUCCCUGAGCGGCAGGUAUUUCUCCAAUUGUGCAGUGCAGAAGGUGGCAGCCAAAGCUCAGGAUGAUGCUGUGGCCAAGAAGCUGUGGGAAGUGAGCGAGACAUUAAGUGGUUUGUCAUGAGUGGUUUCAGUUACUUAAGAUCAGAUCGUGAACACAGCUGUCACGGUCCCACAGUCGUAAUGUGAAGAUGCACUGUUUAUAGUUCUUAAACAUAAUUAGUAAUUCCGCUUCAAUCACGUUAUAUUUUCAGCAGCUAUCAUUGUCUCUGUGUUUUAUUGUUGUAACGAUUUGUCCUGAAGAAUUUUAACCUAUCUAAUGUUACAUUGGACUUGUCUUUAAUUUUUUUCUUUAUUUGGAUGGAUUUGAUGGUAUAUAUUGGCUCAUAACAUUGUACUGUUCGUUACAGGUAUAAAUAAAAGUAAUAUCACCAA